Messenger RNA from Penicillium cinerascens, 1803 nucleotides. It is a transcript of the gene afeA, whose product is annotated as adenylate-forming enzyme AfeA. Gene Ontology annotation, molecular function: CoA-ligase activity. Gene Ontology annotation, biological process: secondary metabolic process. The transcript has 3 exons. NCBI's taxonomy places the organism in Eukaryota, Fungi, Ascomycota, Eurotiomycetes, Eurotiales, Aspergillaceae. The record is from RefSeq and is a predicted model, not a curated record. Bases 1 to 1803 code for a protein of 600 amino acids.
AUGGGAUCUUGGAAUCCAUCCAUGACGGUGCCCAGCACCAUAGACCCUCUCCUCCACGAUGAAGAUCUGUACACCGACUUGUUGACCUUCACCUUUUGCGGGCCGACACCGUACAAUCAAUAUCAACCACUGUUUAUCGAUGCCGAAGAUCCCUCGCGUUCAUUCACAGCCGCCCAGUUCCGGCAAUUAGUCCGGACUCUGAUCGCAGGCUUCAAGGCGAAUAAUAUCCAGCAAGGGGAUUGCGUGCUGGUGCAUUUGGGGAACAGUAUCCUAUACCCUGCCCUCUUCUUUGGUAUUAUCGGCGCUGGCGGCGUGUACAUGGGCUCCAACCCGAAGAGCCACCCGCAGGAAUUGGAUCAUAUCGUUGGGCUCGCCGAGCCCAAAAUGAUCCUUACAACCCGAGAUGCAUUGCCGACGGUGUUGGAGGUUGCCACUGCCCGGGGUAUACAUCCGGGCCAGGUGUGCCUUGUAGAUGAGCGGGCAAUUGACUACUGCGCCCAGCUUUUCCUGUGGUACGAACUAGGGUUCCCGGCCGGAGCGGAGUUCCUCACUCUGGGAGAUACGCAGCUGAACCUGGCUCACCUGCUCUGCUAUGGUGAAAGUGACUGGCUCAUGUUCACCGACCCGGUGAUGGCACAAAAUACUCCCGCGGCCAUGUUCUCGACUAGUGGUACCGGCGGUCUGCCCAAGGCAGCUAUUCUGUCCCACCAUGCGAUCGUGUCGCACCACCGCACGAUCCAUUACGAUGUGCCGUACCCAACUAGCCGACUGAUGUCGCUGCCCAUGUUUCAUCUUUUCGGUGCUCUUUGGACCCACUUGUUCCCAGUGCGCUAUGGCCACCCAUUGUUUGUGCUGGAGCGCUUCGAAAUCACCCAAUUUUUGGCUACGAUCCACCAGUUCCAGAUCUCCGAGACCUACCUGGUGCCGGCUAUUAUUCACUCCAUUAACCGAUGUGCUCUGCCGGUUGCGGAGUAUCUGACGUCGUUGCGCUAUGUGGGUGUGGCUGGGGCUCCCAUCGAUGGCAUGUCCCUCACUCAAUUUCGGGAGCGGCUUUCGCCCAUGGCGUAUGCUUGCCAACUGUGGGGCAUGACCGAGGUGGGGGUCAUCUUCCAGACUCGAUAUGGCCAACGCGGGAACCCCGGCAGUAUCGGUACUUGUCUGAAGGGAUACGAGGUUCGCCUGGUUGACCACGAGGGCAAGGUCGUCCAAAAUGACGAGCGUGCAGGCGAGAUGUACGUGCGUGGUCCCGGUCUGCUCAUGGCAUACAAGGGCCGCAAUGACGCCAAGGAUGCACAAGGAUGGUUCCGAACCGGUGAUGUCGCUUAUGUGAAGAACGGCUUUUAUUUCAUUGUAGGACGGACCAAGGAACUCAUCAAAGUACGAGGAUGGCAGGUCGCACCCGCUGAAAUCGAGGCCGUGUUGCUCCAACACCCUGGAAUCAGCGAUGCUGCCGUUACUGGUAUGAACCUGAAGGACGGCACCGGCGAAGUGCCCCGCGCAUUCAUCGUGCGCUCCCGCGAUAACACAGUUCCCCGAGUUACGGCCGACGAAGUUUACAAAUACGCCCGCCAACGCCUCGCAAGUUACAAAGCCAUCGACGGCGGCAUCCUCUUCGUCGAAGAAAUCCCACGAACCGCCAGCGGCAAGAUCCAACGCUUCAAGCUAUCACAGAUGAACUCCUACCGAGAAAUGGUCGCGUCGCUUUUAUCCGGACUGGAAGGAAAGAGUCACCCGGGACGAUCCCUCCCGUCUAGUGCCGACGUCCCACUGGGAGUCGCGCCCGAGGGCCGAGUCACAGUAUGA